Messenger RNA from Cannabis sativa, 1074 nucleotides. RefSeq lists its product as uncharacterized. The transcript has 2 exons. Bases 1 to 1074 code for a protein of 357 amino acids. The record is from RefSeq and is a predicted model, not a curated record. Lineage: Eukaryota; Viridiplantae; Streptophyta; Magnoliopsida; Rosales; Cannabaceae.
AUGCAACUGCCCCCAAGCUUUGAGGAACAAGGUCCAAAUAUGGUGUGCAAAUUACAUAAAGCCAUUUAUGGCUUGAAGCAGGCCCCCCGUGCCUGGUUAGACAAAUUAAGGAACUCACUCUUGCAUUGUGGCUUUCACAAUGACAUUUUAAUCACUGGGAGUGAUUCAACUGAGAUUUCAUCACUGAUUGUCCAGCUAAAUAAUCAAUUUGCUCUCAAGGACCUCAGGAACAUUAACUACUUCCUAGGAAUUCAAGUAACAACAACUGAUCAUGGACUGCACCUUUCACAAACGAAAUACAUCACAGACAUUCUUUACAAAGCCAAACUAGAGUGUGCCAACAGCCUUCCAACUCCCAUGACAGGUGGGGAAAAACUAUCUUGCAUUGGCAGUGACCCUGUCAAAAAUCCUCAGCAGUACAGGAGCUUAGUUGGUGCUCUUCAAUACGCAACCUUAACCAGACCCGAAAUUACUUUUGCAGUAAACAAAGUUUGCCAAUUCAUGCACUGUCCACUUGAAUCUCACUGGAAAACAGUAAAACGAAUUCUAAGAUAUCUAAAAGGCACCCUUGAUUAUGGUCUUGACAUGUCUCGACCUACAUCUCUAGACCUGGUUGGCUUUUGUGAUGCAGAUUGGGCAUCUGACAUUGAUGACAGACGCUCUACCACUAGCUUCUGUGUCUACCUAGGUUCCAAUCUCAUCUACUGGUCCUCAAAGAAGCAACAUACAGUGUCCCGUUCCAGCACAGAGACCGAAUAUAGAAGCAUGGAAAGCCUCACUGCAGAAAUAACUUGGAUACAAAGCUUACUUGGUGACAACCUUAGCACGGUGCUAAUGUCUGCCAAUCCCAUUCUACACGCAAGAACUAAACAUAUAGAACUCGACCUAUAUUUUGUAAGAGAAAAGGUUCUUGCUAAAGAUUUGACUGUCAAGCACACCCUUGCCUAUGAUCAAACUGCAGACAUUCCAACUAAGGCUCUCUCCAACGCUCAGUUUCUUCUACUCAGAGACAAACUUAGGAUUGUAUCUCUAUCCACCCUAAGUUUGAGGGGGGAUGUUAAGAGUAUAGAAUAA